UCUCUCUCUCUCUCUCUUUCUCUCUCUCUAUCUCUCUCGCUCGCUGUAGGAUGUUUCACUGGAGGGGUUGUGCUCUACUCUGCCUCGUGUUGGCAAGGGUUGGAACUGCAGCGUCGAGCGGGAAGCUGCAGUGCUCUAUGUGGCCUGUGGGGGCGCUGCAUCCUGUACACGCUCAACUGGAGCGCUUCGAAGCGGGAAUGGGGUGUGCGGCCAGAGAGGGCGGAAUUAAAGAGACACAUGUGAUUUCUGUGGGCAAAGCCUCAAACAGACAGGUAACAGUGGUAUUGAGACCUUUGACCCGGUCUCCUCCCGUCAAUCGGCCGGUGAUUCUGGUGUUGAGUUCCCAGCAUCCCACACGCUGGGUGAUAGAAAACGAAGGACUGCCACACAACAUCAAUGUGCUUGUGCAGGUGUCUCUGAACUCCACGGCGGAGUCUGCGAGCAUGUCCAUUCGGGUGACGCAGGUGUCGUCUUUGCCAUGGCGUCCGCGAGUUCUGCUGCGCUGGAUUCUACAGUGGCACGCCACCAUCUCCUCCCUCACACACACUGUACAUGCCAACCACAUUUAUCUUCGCCUGGGAGAGGAUCCCAACAUGCCGAACGAGUGUCUUCUGCAGUCUCUUUUCUUGUCUCAGAAUUACCUGGCCUCAGAGAUACAGGAACAGGAAGUGCAUGGCUGCAUGCCGUCCAGUGAUCACGCCGAUGCAGAGGUGCAUGUCAUCAGACUGUGGUCGUCAGUGUCAGGUCUGUGCGGCUCGCUGCAGGUGGAGGUGUCUGUCUCUCUUCUGCCUCCUCUGGUUGAUUCAGGAUAUCACAGUAUCGUUCUGAUUCUCAGCAGUGCUGUCUCAGUGAACUGGGCUUUAGUAGCUCCAGAGGUCAGAGGUCACAUCAGGGUAUAUUCGUCCAACAGUGUGAGUCUGCCGAACUCUCGAUCCCCUGACCUCUCCAUGACCAGUACCAUGACCUCUGACCUUCUCAGCACACCUGACCUCCUAGAAUGGGCCGAUCAGAAUGGCUUCCCCAAAGUGACCUCAUAUACAGAGGCUGAUCUCGCCAAUCGCUUCGUAAUCCAGUUAAAGGCAGUGGGAACAGAGCGCCGGUCGCAGUGGACGAGUCAGGAAGAUUUAACAGCAGACCGAGGCAGAGAUGCGCUCACCUGUCGCUGUGACGACGGAGCCCUUACUGUUACCGUGGAUGCACAGAUGCUGCAGACUCUGUUUUUAGCGGUGGUGGCAGUGACUCUGCGUGACCGCGGCUGUCAGGCGGCAUUUAAUGGGAGCCACUUCCUGUUGGUUUUCCCAGUGAUUUCCUGUGGGACGGAGGGAGAUAUGGAUGGAGUAAACAGAAGAGUGCAUUACACAAACACAGUGUUUCUAUGGAGACAGAAGCCUUCAGAGGGUUCGAACAAUGGCACAGACUGGGAUGUGAUGUAUGACUCUCCACUGAGCGUUCAUAUUAGCUGUGAGUCCUCUCUGCCCAGUCCUGAGAGUCGAGCGAACGCGACUCCCUCGUCCCGGCCUGAGGAGGCACUGUGGUUCACUCAAGCUCCAGCUCCUCCCCGGAUGCUGAGGCCUCACGCCUCUCCGCUUCUGUCCAUGGAGCUGUUUGUAACUGAGGCAUACGAGAAGAGACCCGUCGGUCCGUGUGUUAUCACAGCAUAUGACCGUGUCUACACACAGGUGUCAGUGAGUGGUGUCACAGGCGAGUCCAUCAAGCUGCAGUCGUGUUGGGUUUCUCCACUCUCAGAUCCACAGACCCGCAGCAGCUGGAACAUCAUCACAGGCUCCUGCGCCUCCGAUCCAUCUGUCUUACUGACCAAGAGUAAGACACGCGGCAAAAUAACACACAGCACAGAACACAAUGACAGCAGACAGUCAGAGAGACAGAUGCUCCCACGCUGGAGACAGACGGGUCGUCAUAUCAGAGACAACAGAAUGAGACGGGUUAAAGAUGCGCGAACCGUCGCUGGGAGGUACAGAUCGCGCGGGAUGAGACAGAAGAGAGAUGAGCGGGACAAUGAGGGAGAAAGCGCCCUCACGCUGCGCUUUAGUUUCAUCCUCAGACCCGUCUUUAACAACUCCAUUCAGUUCCUGCACUGUACUCUGCGUCUGUGCGCAUCAGGGGCCCAAACAGAUCCGUGGCCCUCAGGGGCCACAGCUCAGACAGUUUGUGCACAUGGGCCCCGAAUACCUGCUUUCACACGUGCACCUGCUUCUCAACAGUGUGAGUACAGGAAUCUCUCUCGCCCUGUUCUGGUCACGUCUCCUGUUGGCUUUCUGGCUCCUCCUGCUGGUGAUCUUGCCCAAAAGCACGCUGAGAUGUCCAGACAGAGUCCCUCACAUGUCGACACGGGUCCCGUGCAGGUGAUCGCGUUUGUUGCGUUUGUGAUGGGCUUCAGUCUCAUGGGGGCGCUGUGGUGCAUCUACACUCACACUGGAAGACGUUAUAUGACACAGAGAGACCGAAUCUCAGAGACCACAGAACAGAACGCAGCCGUCAGGAACAUGACGACACCGCUGGACCACAUCAACAGUUUACAUGAGAUUAAAUAAACAUGUUAAAUACGUUAUCGGUGUAACACUGCACUGAAGUGUGUAGCUGUGUUAUAUUGUGUAGAAUUAUUUAAGUCUGAUAUAUGUAUAUCUGUACGGUUCAUCAGUGAUUUUUAGGCCUUACAUUUUGCAGACGUCUUAAAGGAAUAUUCCGGGUUCAAUGUGAGACACAAUGGAAGUCAAUGGGGUUUAACCUGUAAAAAUUAAAAUACUCACCGUUUCAAAAGUAUAGACAGAAAACAUAAACAAUAUGUGUGUAAAAUCACUUACUGACCACAUCUGUGGACAUUUUUAAUAAUUUUACUACUUUUUUGCCAUGAAAUGACCGCAAAAUGUCGAGUGUUCAAAUAAUACCAAAGUGUUUCUAGCAGGUCUGUCCACUGUCAGCCAUAUUUGGGACGCACUCGGGAGGUUAUUUCCAGUCAUGAAUGUACAGUUCCUGUCUACUUGAAUGGAGAAAGACCGAAAUCUCACAAACGAUUGGUCAAGAUUACGAUUAAAAACAUAUUUCAAUUCAGCAAUAAAAUCUGACAGCACUGGAAUCAUACGUCACUUUUCCAUUCGCCUCGCCUCGACCUGCUUUACUUUUCUGAGCUUGCUUUUUAGUUUUUAGUGCCGCAUCAACGUGGGCGGGAUUAUAGGCUGAUCGUCAUAGUAACGCUGCCUCCACUGCUGUGACAUCAUCUUAAACACGACACAAAACCAUAAACAAUAACACGACCGCUAGCUGUUAGCUGCUAGCUCAUUGUGCUGCAUAAAGCAGUUGUUCAUGGUCAUUUUACUCAAGUGUAACAGUUAAAUUGUCCUGGUUGUUUUAGAAGCUUUCCAGUAGCUGCUCAACUAAAUAAAGUGAAGCUUUCAAGCAGAAUAUAGAGUUAACGUAACAAAACAUACCAUCCUCCAUCAUGGCGGAGUCCAGGGCACUCUCCCUCUCAUUGCUCGCCGUUCUAGAAAGCGUCCAUUUGGUCGAAUCACUUCCACGUUUCCUUGAUGGUUCUGUCAUCACUUUUACAUUUUUUAUCGUUUAUUGACCAUGGCGUGGUUUUGCGCACAGCCAUUUCUUUUUUCACAAAUCGUAAGUCGUGCGAACAAAUGAUACUGCUAUCGCUGUUGCUAACUUUAAAACUAGCGGGUUGAUGUCGCAUGUCGGGAAUCCAGUAGUGACGAUUCUCUCUGACCAAUCAGUGAUCUGCAGGGUUUUGACGUCACAUUUAGUAUCGGCUCGCUUGGAACCUCGACCGAAGUGGUACUAAAAAAGUACCAGGAACUAUCCACAGUGGAAAACCCCCAAAAAAGCGAGCCGAGUCGAGUCGUACAGGGCAGUUGAAAAGCCCCAUUAAAUUGUGCUUCUUUACUAUAGAUUACGCUAAAAAACUAAGUUUUUCGGGCUUGAAUAGCUAAUGUGCAUGCACCUUUUAGAGUUGAUUGACAGGCGACGUCUGUAUUUAAAAUGUGAUUGGCUCGUUUACCUGUAAGGCGGGACUUCCUAUGUACAUCCCAUUUAUUUUAAUAAAGUCGCCUGUCUCUGCUAAAUAGUUUCUGAUAAUACACAAGUUUACAAGUGCUUUUUUAAAAUUAUAAGCUUCACAUUUCUGCCUUUAAACCCUCCAAAAAUCCCCCAUUGACUUCCAUUAUAAGUGUCUCACUGGAACACACAUUUGUGCUUUUUUAAAGAAAAUGGAGGACAAGUUGAAAUACAUUUUUGUGUUAAUCAACAUUAUGCCACAAAUGCUGUCGACUGAGCUUCACUUGUAUUGAACCUGGAAUAUUCCUUUAAAUAUAAUGUCAGUAUUACAGAAAUAAACUUUGGAUGUGCAAACUGCUGCUUUCUCAUCUACAGAGGACGAUCUCUAAACACUUAUAGCUGAUGUAUGUCACUUCUUCUGUGUUCAGAUACUUUCUUCUAUCCCAGUUUUAUAUGCAGAGACAACUAUAAGAAAUCCAUGUUACGUUUCUCAGAAACUGUAAACACUGUGUUUCUGUUGAGAGACACGCUUAGACCCGCCCCAACAACAUUACUCAACCAAUGGUGUGAGUUGGGGGCGGGGCUAUCUCUUCGUUUAGCCAAUGGCAAACGAGGGCCGUGUUAUUGUUGCAAUUCCGUUGACAUACUUCAUACUUUCCUUAUCAAUAAA
This is a messenger RNA of Xyrauchen texanus (razorback sucker), 4687 nucleotides long. Its product is annotated as transforming growth factor beta receptor type 3-like. NCBI's taxonomy places the organism in Eukaryota, Metazoa, Chordata, Actinopteri, Cypriniformes, Catostomidae. The transcript is spliced from 16 exons. The record is from RefSeq and is a predicted model, not a curated record. The coding region runs from base 51 to 2552 and encodes 833 amino acids.